ACUAUCAAUUCUCACUAUGAAAUCAUUUAAAUGAGCGAAAAGAAAUACAAAGAGGUGUAUAAACAUAUAUCACCUUGGCAUGUUUACGCAUGUUCGUGGAAUACAAAACCAACUAAAUUAUAUACUCUGGCACUAGGAAGUUUUAUCGAAGAAUAUUGCAACAAAAUUCAAAUUAUUGAAUUAAAUGAAAAUACCUCAAAAUUUGAUGUUAAAAUAACAUUUGAUCAUCCUUACCCACCUACAAAAAUUUUAUGGAUUCCAGAUUUACAAGGUAGGUACCCAUCAUUGAUGGCAAGCAGUGGAGAUUAUUUAAGAAUAUGGAAUCUUAACAACGAAAGUGUAAAGAUGGAAUGUUUACUUAAUACAAAUAAAGAUUCUGAUUUUUGUGCUCCAAUUACUUCAUUUGACUGGAAUGAAGUAGAUCCAAAUUUAAUUGGGACAGCCAGUAUUGAUACUACCUGCACCAUUUGGUCUAUUGAAACAGGUCAAGAAAUUAAUAAAACUUCCCCAUUGGAUUGUCAAAAUAAUAAAUUAUCAAAUUCAAAAAAUGUUAAAUUACCAUUAACCCAUUUUUACGCGCAACAUUAUAAAAUUAGUGGUGCUUGCCCUUUGAUUAAUGAUAACAUAAAAUGCGACAUGUCGGCUCAAAUGAAAACACAGAUAAUAGCGCAUGACAAGGAGGUAUUUGAUCUGGCGUUUAGUGGUUGUGCUGGAGGAAGGGACAUGUUUGCAACAGCGGGAGCUGAUGCCUCUGUCAGAAUAUUUGAUCUUAGACAUUUAGAACAUUCUACUAUAAUCUACGAACAUCCCAAAGGAAACUCACUUGUUCGCUUAGCCUGGAAUAGAGAAGAUUCUAACUAUUUAGCCGUUUUACCUUCUGGGGCGGAUGAAAUAUUGAUUUUGGAUAUUCGUAUGCCUUUACGACCAGCUGCUGCAACGAUUAGAUCGUAUUCUAUACAAAAUUCUGAUCACCUUAUUCAAAUCGAUGAAACAUCCACUCAUUUAAAUGACAGUUCUAACCUUUGUAUCGAUCAAAAUCGUAAAGAAAUAGCCUCUAUUAAUGCUUUUGCGUGGGCCCCUCAUUCGAGUUCUCAUUUAUGCACCGUUUCCGAUGAUAAACAGGCCAUGAUAUGGGAUAUUCGGAAAAAUAACGCUGAUAUACAAACCAAAUCGCUAAAUAAUCUUAACUAUGGAUCUCCCUUUCAAACCACACAUUUUAAUCAAUCAAAAGAAGAUGCAUCACCUUUAUACAUUGUUCCUAUUUUAGCUUAUACCGCCAUAGGGGAAAUUAAUCAAGUACAAUGGUCAAUUUCUCACCCAGAAUGGAUAUCUAUUUGUUACGGAAAUAUUUUAGAAAUGUUGAGGGUUUAGAUUGUAAAUUUUAUUUGGAUUAUUUAAAUAUU
Molecule: messenger RNA, 1403 nt
Organism: Gordionus sp. m RMFG-2023
Lineage: Eukaryota; Metazoa; Nematomorpha; Gordioida; Chordodea; Parachordodidae
Product: DDB1- and CUL4-associated factor 7-like
Exons: 6
Coding region: 31-1371 (446 amino acids)
Cellular component (GO): nucleus
Molecular function (GO): protein binding
Source: RefSeq, a predicted model, not a curated record